AUGCUCGGCGACCCAGAUGGUUCAGAUUAUCCUCUGAUUAUAGCUUGUGGCAUCAGCGAACAAAGUAUCGCCAUCCAUGCCAUAUUUGACUCCAACGUGAUGAGCCUGGAGUUUGCCCGAUCCAUGAUCGACCAGCACCCCGGCGCAUGUUUGAGAGACAUCCAUGGGAUCAACCCAGAAGAUUUGGAGAAGAGUAUUGAAUGGAACAGUUCACACAGAAUAGAGAAGUGCAAAAAGUGCGUUCACCAUUUGUUCGAACAGCGCUGUACCGAACGGCCGUCUGCGCCAGCCAUUCGUGCCUGGGAUGGAGAGCUUACGUACAAUGAGCUCGAUAACCAGGCCUCUUGCCUUGCUCGCGCACUUGUCAAGGCCAAUGUGGAGCCUGAGAAGCUUGUAUUUAUUCUGUCAGAGAAAUCUCUUCGGACAGUUGUGGCUCUCCUGGGAAUAUUAAAAGCAGGUGGAGGGUUUGCACUGCUGGAUCCCUCGCAACCAACAUAUCGGCUCACUGCAAUGUGCAAACUAACUUCACCGCACUUAAUUCUGGCUUCAAGACGACACGCCGCCAAAGCAUCUCUCCUCGGACCACCGGUUUCAAUACUGGAAGAUAUGGAAGUUCGAGAUACAAACACAGCAUCGGUGGACUGGCCUUUUGAACGAUCAUGCCAGGCCGAAGGCCACCACGUGCUGUUCGCGGGCUUUACAUCUGGCUCAACUGGAGAGCCCAAGGGGGUGCUUGUGGAGCACGCGGCUUUUACCAGUAGCCUCGAGAUCCCUGGAGUGAGCAGAGAGUCUUAUAUGCUCCAGUUUGCAUCAUAUAACUUCAGUGUAGCCAUGACAGAGCAUUUGACGGCACUAAUCCGAGGCGCCUGUCUGUGUAUCCCUUCGGAGAAGAAGUUGGAAAAUAACAUGGAGGAGGCAAUAAGUGAACUUCGGCCCACCUGGGCAGUACUCACACCAUCAGUGGCGAGGGUUAUUGACCCCAAAGCUGUCCCAUCCAUCAAGCAUCUGCUCCUAGCUGGGGAACAGACAAGCCGCUCGGAAGUUAGUAAAUGGGAGAAGCACGUCGCGCUAUACGCUUUGUACGGGCAGACUGAAUAUGGCUGUGCUAUCAUGACCACACCCAUCUCAACGUCAAGCGAUUUAUCGACGCUUGGAUUUCCGAGUUCCGGAACUGGCUGGAUUGUCGACCCUAAGGACCAUAACCGUCUGAUGCCUCUCGGGGCUGAAGGAGAGCUGGUCCUCCAAGGGCCAUGCAUAGCAAGAUGCUAUGUAAAGAAUGAGGAACAAACAAGGAACACGUUCAUAAAUCCCACGUGGAGACAACGGGUGGGUAUCGAGGAACAUGACCGCUUUCUGAAGACUGGCGAUAUCUUUUCACGCAGCCCUGUCGACGGCUCGUUCCAAUAUAGGGGCCGCAAAGACAGGACGGCCAAGAUCCGUGGCCAAAGAAUGGAACUUGCCGAGAUCGAGUAUCAUUUGGCAGCGCAGUUUCCGGAAAAGCCCAAUGUAUGUACCGAGAUUGUUUACCCUAGUGACGGCGAUCCACAGUGCGGCAUGCUAGUCGAUGUCAUUCCCACUGCUCCUGGAAGUGGCGGAACGACAGAUACAUUCCGGCUUAUUGCACACGAUUAUGCAUUUUUGAGCCGUGUAAAGGCAGCUAUGAAGAACAUGCGCAAAGUACUACCCUCGUAUAUGAUGCCAAGUUCAUUCAUAUCGGUCACCAGCCUCCCCAGAACAGCAUCCGGAAAGAUCCAUCGUAAGCUCCUGAUAGAGACUAUUUCUCGAUUAUCUCGAAGAGAGAUACUUACCUACCUGAAUGCACCUAGGGAUUUCAGGCCCCCGACUACGGAAACAGAAGCGGUAUUGCAGUCUCUAAUUGCCAAAGUAUUGUCAGAAGAUCCAGAGUGUAUCGGGAUGGAUGACCGAUUCCUAGCGUUGGGAGGGGACUCUCUCUCAGCACGACAGCUAGUAGCCCUUGCACGGACAGAGGGACUAUCCAUAAAAGUUCUGAUUGUUUCCAGCAACCGGACAAACUCCGUUCCUGACUGGAAGGGUCUUGACCCUUUUCGUUCCCUGCGAGAGGACUUCAUGCGCUACCUUCCUGAGCAGCUCACCGUCAGCAACAUUGAAGACAUUCUUCCAACACGCGAGAUGCAAUUGUUUCUGGUACAGUAUGGAAUAAUGGACUACAUACCAAUCCGGCUUUCGGGCCGUCUUGACCCUGUUCAAUUACGCCUUGCCUGCCAAGAUCUGGUGAAGCAUCACACCAUAUUACGCACUAUCUUUGUACAAUUUCGCGACAGUCACGUACAGGUUGUCCAGAAACAAGUGAAAGUCCCAUGGACGGCGUUCACGGAGCCCCCAGAUAACUACGACCCCAAUAUGUGGGCACAUUCUGUAUGUGCCAUGGACCGGAGAACAUAUCAGACGAACGAGACAUUCGUCAAAUUCAUACUGCUACAAGACGAUAGAACACAACAGCAUACGCUGAUCAUGCGAGCCAACCACGGCCAAUUUGACGGGCUUUCCACCUAUGCGGAUUACGUCCGCAAAUGUGUUGAACUACGCACCACGCAGUCACUGCGCUUUUGGACGGACCUAUUGCACGGUUCGACGCCGAUAACCCUUCCACUCACCCCGUCAAAAAACCAUCAACAGCCCGUCUGUAUAGUCGCCUCCCGGGACCUGCCCACAACGAGCCCACCCCCUCCGGGGUUUACCUGGGCCACGGUGGUAAAGGCAGCUUGGUCGUAUGUUCUGCGGCAGAAGGCGGACAGCAAUGAUCUCACAUUCUGCCAAAUCACCAAUUCCCGCUUUGUUGGCAUCCCCGGGCAAGAGCGGAUCCUGGGCCCGUGUCUCAAUCCUAUUCCGGUCCGCGUUCACUACAAGGCCCAGUCGACAGUCAGAGACCUGUUAAGUGCUGUCCAGCGCCAACACGUCGACUCGAUGGACUAUCACACCCUUGAAUGGGGGGACAUAGUCGCUAAUUGUACGGAGUGGAGCAACGAUACAGAGAUGGACUCUAUUGUUCUGCACGAGAAUAUCGACGCCAACCCCGUUACGCGCGUCGGUGAUGCUGUGUGGCAGGUGUUGGCGCAUAGCAUUGAUAACCCGCCCGAGAGGACUGUAUACCUUUACACGUAUCCCCAGAGGGAUUCAUUGUUUGUUGUGCUGAUUAUGUCGAGUGAGUUCGGAUGCAGAGCUGAUGCUGAGGGCCUUGUUGGGAUGUUUUGUUCUGCUGUUACUUCGUUUGUCAAUAACCCUGACAUGUCAGUGUGUUGUAUGUAA
Molecule: messenger RNA, 3288 nt
Organism: Aspergillus candidus
Lineage: Eukaryota; Fungi; Ascomycota; Eurotiomycetes; Eurotiales; Aspergillaceae
Product: acetyl-CoA synthetase-like protein
Exons: 4
Coding region: 1-3288 (1095 amino acids)
Biological process (GO): secondary metabolite biosynthetic process; amino acid activation for nonribosomal peptide biosynthetic process
Cellular component (GO): cytoplasm
Molecular function (GO): catalytic activity; phosphopantetheine binding
Source: RefSeq, a predicted model, not a curated record